UAUGAUGAAUAAUGGUCAUAUUUUUCAUUUUAAUGAGGAAAGAAUGAGAUACAAACAGGGGCUAUACAAGAUAAUCAAAAGAUAAUGCGUUCUAUUUGCUUGUGAUACCUAAUUUACUUACUCAAUUAUUGCUUUGAUGUGCUUUAAAUAUGUUAAAUUAAUUAAUAGAAGUUAAGGAGGACAUUGAAAUGACAGAGAAAAUAGUAUAAUCUAUAUAAAUUGGAUUAUUGCUCUAUUUUUUCUAGUAACAGUCUACAAACAAGUUUUGACGUAAAAGCUAACUAAUAACAUUUCUUUUGGUUUCUCUUUUUCUUAUAAAGAAUGAAAGAUAAAAUCUCUAAGGCUGACGGUUCACUUUGUUUCUAGACAUUUUAGAAGUUAUCUAUUUCAUUACUGUGCAAUUAGUUUGGUUUAAUUUGGUUGUGAUAUAGCCCUGUAUUUCAAUUAAGCUUUUGAAUGGACUGAAUACUGAGGAAGUGCUUUAUAUGCAAUUUAAUUUUUCCGAAGGUUUUAUUAUUUAAAAUAUGGGUCUGUAAUAUUGCUUGAUUUCUUCACGUUUUUCUUGAUUUGGUACAAUGCCCAUAUGUUUAUAUGUUUGACUAAAAUGAUUGCUGUACCUGAAUUUUAUGAAAAGCGAGCAGGGGAAGUGAGAAUUUUUUUGAUCUUAUGUGAUCAUGGUAGUAUUUUAUGACCAUUGAUUUGGUAUCUUAGCAUCUGAUUGCUUAUGUACUUACAAUCUCAAUUUUAUGUUCAUCAACUACCAUCUCUAAUUUGCUCUACUGUAUAAUGGCGUCUUACACGAACUUCAAGAACUUUGGGCUGGACACAUCACUGCCAGAUGGCAAUGGCAGGAAGCAGGGAGGUAAUUAUCCAUUGGCUCGGCAGUCCUCUGUAUACUCCUUGACCUUUGAUGAGCUUCAAAACACCUUUGGUGGCCAUGGAAAGGAUUUUGGAUCUAUGAACAUGGAGGACCUAUUGAAGAGCAUUUGGACAGCCGAAGAGACUCAAGCCAUGGCAUCUACUACUAAUGGGGGAAAUGGUAAUGCCCCAGGUGGAAAUUUGCAGAGGCAAGGUUCUGUUACAUUACCGCACACUGUUAGUCAGAAAACUGUUGAUGAAGUGUGGAGAGAUGCAUUCAAGGAUGUUGGUGUAGAAGAUGGAAGGGUUAGUGGAGGAUCAAAUUUUGGACAAAGGCAGCCAACUUUUAGUGAGGUUACAUUAGAAGAGUUUUUGGCAAGAGCUGGGGUGGUUAGAGAAGAUAUCCAACCAACUGGAAGGCCAAAUGCUGGUGGAAUCUAUGGUGUUUUACCACAGUCGAGUGGUAACAACACUGGUGUGACCACAAGAUUUCAACAACCAUCUGCAAAUCAGGGAGUGAUGGGUAAUCAACUUGCAGAGAUGAAUAAUGUAGUUCUCAGUUCUUCAAGUUUAGGGAUGAAUAUAGGUGGUGUCAGGUCUUCUCAACAACAGCUUCAGAAUCCACAACCACAAGUGUCACCACUUUUUCCCAAGCAAACAACUUUGAAUUUUUCUUCCCCAGUACAAACGGGAAAUAAUGGUCAGCUUGCUAGCCAUGGGACAAAAGGUUUAGUUGUUGGAAUGUCAAACCCUUCUAUGAAUAAUACUGCUGUUCGAGGUGGAGCAAUGAUCAUGUCAGGGCCACGUGGUGGGGUUACAGCAGUUGCAGGAGGGUCUCCUGGAAACCAUUUGGCUUCAGACACGAUUUCCAAGUGUACUGUAGAUACAUCAUCAUUAUCAUCAUCUCCUGGUGCAUUCGGUGAAGGUGGACGAGGAAGGAAAUCAACUGGUUCAUUAGAGAAAGUAGUGGAGAGAAGACAUAGGAGAAUGAUUAAAAACAGAGAGUCUGCAGCUAGGUCACGAGCACGGAAGCAGGCGUAUACCUUAGAAUUGGAAGCAGAAAUAGCAAAGCUUAGAGAAAUGAACCAAGAAUUGCAGAAAAAACAGGCAGAGGUUGUGGAGAUGCAGAAAAAUCAGAUCUUAGAGCUGGCAAAUAUGCCACGGGUUGGUAAAAGACGGUGCUUGAGAAGGACGCUGACAGGACCUUGGUAGAAAUCGAGUACAAACUUAACCCGAAUAGGAUUGGACUGUGUAUUAUUAUUGUCUGAUUAAGUUCUCUUUCUACAUGUGGUAGGUAGCUUUAUGUAUAGUUGCGAAGAGUGUCAUGCCCCAUGUUAUGGAACCAAUGUAGAAUAAGGUUUCCUAUUUGUGUUAUGGCUGUUUGGUUCUAAUCUCAUCUAUAGGGAUCGGUAGGCUAGUAUGGUCUGCCUGUUUCUUCUGUUUGAUGUAGUUAAUCGACAGUAUGUAGUUAAUUUGUACUCAGUGGUCGACUUAUUUUAUACUUUUUGUCUUUUGCUUCCA
This is a messenger RNA of Olea europaea var. sylvestris, 2379 nucleotides long. RefSeq names its product ABSCISIC ACID-INSENSITIVE 5-like protein 5. Gene Ontology annotation, cellular component: nucleus. The transcript has 4 exons. Lineage: Eukaryota; Viridiplantae; Streptophyta; Magnoliopsida; Lamiales; Oleaceae. Gene Ontology annotation, biological process: positive regulation of DNA-templated transcription. Gene Ontology annotation, molecular function: DNA-binding transcription factor activity. The record is from RefSeq and is a predicted model, not a curated record. Bases 787 to 2070 code for a protein of 427 amino acids.